AUGGAUAUUCUUGACCCCUUAUCACCAUUCGACGAAUACGUUCCUGCUGGCAACACAACAACGCCACCAUCAUCAUCAUCAAACACCCAACCACAAGGUGAUCAAACUCCGAUCACACCCCAAACACCUUCUGUAAACUUUACAGAGCUCAUCGGUCUUCAAGACACUCAUUCCGAGAUUGAAAACCCCGAAGCUGCCCAACAAAAGUUAGCUUCUCUCUACAAUCAAGAAGAAUUCUCUGAUAUUGUUUUCACGAUUGGAAGAAAAAGGUUUUACGCCAUAAAAGCUUUGGUGGUUGGAUGGAGUCCCGUGUUCAAGUCCAUGCUCUGUGGCGACUUUAUGGAAGCUGGUCUCAAAGAAGUUCCUCUUGACGACGUUGAUCCUGUGGCGUUUGAAAUGUUUUUGCGUGUGAUUUAUUCGGGCAAGUCAGGUUUAUAUCCAGUCCACAAUUUCGUUGAUCUAGAAGCAUUGCAUGAAUCAAGUUUAUCUGAGCAUGUUUUUUCGCUUAUUGAUGCUUGUGAGAGGUAUUGCGAUUUGGACGAAAUUGAACAAAUUAGAAGAAAUGUAGUUGCCAAAAUAUGUGGUGAAUUUGAUGACGUUGUACAAAGACCAGAUUUCGUCAACAUGACACCAGAGUAUCUUCUUCGUUUUUUGAAAUCUGAUCUGAUUGUUAUUCCAGAAGACAUUCUUUUCAAUGCUCUUAUGAAAUGGGUCGACCACAACAGGGAUGAACGUAGCAAGUACAUUGAGGAGUUUUUAAGCUUAAUUCGCUUCCCAUUAAUGGACCCUCGCACACUCACUGAAAUGGAAUAUCACCCAUUGUUGGUAGACAAACAGAAAACACUCCAACCAACAAUUUUUGAGGCUAUGAAAUUUCAACUGCAUGCUGAAUCAAUUCCUGAAGAAAGAAGGAAACAUUUCUCCUUUUUGGAAAGAGAGCUGCCAUACGAAGAAGAAGCAACACCCAAAUUUUACAAGAAAGUGUUCACACUCACCUCUCUUGGAUGUACAGGAUCAACCAUACCUACAACGUUCGAAGGACACUAUCCUAAGGAGCUUUGUAAAGUGUUAACAUUGAAGAAUGGUUUUCAGAAUUGGAAGGUUCAUUCGUCAGGCAAAUAUAAGAUUGUAGCUGUUGGUGCAAGUGGUGGAGAAAACUCGUACAGUACCACAACCAAAGGCGGUAAAGGAGCCAUGGUUUCAGGAGUGUUUAAAUUAAAGAAGGGUCAGAAUAUUAGCAUUAUCGUUGGCCAAAAGGGUGAAGAUGCUAAAGGUGGUACAGGAGGAGGUGCAGCAGGAGGUGGCGGAGGUACAUUUGUUGUAGAUGCUGACCUUCAACAACCACUAAUUAUUGCUGCAGGUGGUAAUGGGGCAAACUGGUCUGGCGUUCCCAACUACCACUUCGCUGGUGUAACAUUCCUUUAUUUGGUUCAUUCGGGCUACGUCUCAGUGUUUUUGUUACAUUAG
Molecule: messenger RNA, 1467 nt
Organism: Naegleria lovaniensis
Lineage: Eukaryota; Heterolobosea; Eutetramitea; Acrasida; Naegleriidae
Exons: 6
Coding region: 1-1467 (488 amino acids)
Molecular function (GO): protein binding
Source: RefSeq, a predicted model, not a curated record